GUAGCCCACUCGCGCCCCUGCUCAAUGGAACAACCAUCAGACGCCUCAGGCGCAAGUUAGCAAAACCCUCCGGAAAGAUUCUUUCAUUCGCUUUUUCCCCAGCGUUCAAAAACAGCGAAACGAGAAAAAGAAAAUAACAAAUCUCAGAAACCCUAGCUCAAAAAUCACUUCCACAAGGUCCAAAGGAAGAAGGAAACGCUUGCAGCAGCAGAAUCGGAUCAUGUCUGCGCUUUUCAAUUUCCAUUCAUUUCUGACGGUGGUGCUGCUAGUAAUCUGCACCUGCACCUAUGUCAAGAUGCAGUUUCCGACCAUCCUCGAACAGAAGACUGGGUUUCGAGGUUUCUUUUGGAAAGCAGCCAGAAUAGGUGAGCGGUUGAGUCCCUGGGUGGCCAUGGGGUGCUUUGCAAUGGGCAUAUCUAUCAUUGUCUUUUGAGAACUGAAGGUGUUUGUUUAGUUCAAUCAUUUCUCGAUCGGUGGCACAGCAAGCAAUUUACACCUUCAAGGUCUUAGGCUCAACGUUCUCCCAUGUCUUGUGUGAUAUAAGGAUAUGAUAAUUGUCAGUUCGGGUCCGGUGAUAGAGGAUGGAUGUUGUGUGGUCGCCUUGUAUCCAGUGGCUUCUCUUUAUUGCUGAUGACAGCUGCUAACGAUUUUUUAAAAAUCUUUUUUGGAUUGUAAA
Molecule: messenger RNA, 676 nt
Organism: Magnolia sinica
Lineage: Eukaryota; Viridiplantae; Streptophyta; Magnoliopsida; Magnoliales; Magnoliaceae
Exons: 5
Coding region: 221-433 (70 amino acids)
Biological process (GO): intracellular transport; protein secretion
Source: RefSeq, a predicted model, not a curated record